AUGUUCGUAGGAUUCAUCAUUGCGUCGUUAUUUUUGGCCAAUGCGGCAUAUGCGUGUCGAAUGUCUCACGCACAAGCUCUCUCAUCUGUUCAAUCAGUUGGCAUUGGAAUUUGGUCAUCACAUGGUUGUUCCGAUCGAAACAAUCCUAUGUGUACAUCACUUGAUACGAUUACAUGCAAUGCUAUCAAUUGUAUUAAAGUCUUUAAACAAAGCAGUGGCUGUCCAGUCACUAUUACUGGAGCAACCGAAACUGGUCAUGGUAAUGGUGCAGGUCUCACCCACUGGAAUGGAUAUAAAAUCGAUAUCAGUUUGAACGCGUGUGUUGACAAUUAUAUUCGUCGUUGGCCAUUCAUUGGAAAUCGUGGUGAUGGAGCAGCAAUGUAUAAAGCUGGUAGUGGUAAUGUCUAUGCACGAGAGAAAGACCAUUGGGAUAUUGUUUUCAACAACCCCUGCUAA
Messenger RNA from Adineta ricciae, 456 nucleotides. Lineage: Eukaryota; Metazoa; Rotifera; Eurotatoria; Adinetida; Adinetidae. The record is from the annotation of a GenBank genome assembly.